Messenger RNA from Dunckerocampus dactyliophorus (ringed pipefish), 4774 nucleotides. It is a transcript of the gene casp2, whose product is annotated as caspase 2, apoptosis-related cysteine peptidase. Lineage: Eukaryota; Metazoa; Chordata; Actinopteri; Syngnathiformes; Syngnathidae. The record is from RefSeq and is a predicted model, not a curated record. Gene Ontology annotation, molecular function: cysteine-type endopeptidase activity. The coding region runs from base 156 to 1526 and encodes 456 amino acids. The transcript is spliced from 12 exons. Gene Ontology annotation, biological process: regulation of apoptotic process; proteolysis.
GUAGGUACCCGCGGAAGUUGUGCUGGAAGGUUGCGGACGGUGUGGGAUGCCGUUUUGUGGAGUGAAAACAGUGUGAAAAACGACAACAUUCUGGUGCGUUCUUUUUGAAGGACCACCAUUCUACUCCAGAAACAGAAGAAAACGUUUGAAGCAAAAUGCUCGGUUGUGGCAUGCUGGAGAGGGACAGACAGGCUCUGCGGAAACGUUCUGCUACCCUGUGCAAGCAGAUGGUGGUGGACGAGCUGCUCAUUCAGUGUCUGCAGGCGGACAACAUCCUCACUGAGAACAUGGCCGAGGGCAUCAUGGCCGAACCAACGUCUCAGAAGCGAUGCUGGCGUUUGCUGAUUCUCCUUCCCAAGCGAGGGCCACAGGCCUUCAAAAGCUUCCUCGCAGCUCUGAAAGACACCGAGCAGCAGCACCUAUGUGAGCUGCUCACCCAGGGUUUGCUUCCUGAGGAGGCAUCAGAGGGACAAACGGGACCGCAGUUCACGCAGACCUCAGAGCGGAGGAGAGAGAGGUAUGGUGACUCCUCUUUUCCACUUUCUACCCAGGAGGAAACUGCAGCCAAGCGAGCAAGGAUGCAUGAGUCCAUGGAGUUCAGUCUGGAGUCGGACAGCCCCAUCACCACCCCGGUGCUCCCUUGCACACACGACUUCUACCUCUCUCACUGCCAAACGUCAUAUAGAAUGGUUUCCUCUCCACGUGGUUUGGCCCUGGUGAUCAGCAAUGUGACAUUUGAACCUCGCACCACACCCGACCUCGACACCAGGAAAGGAGGCGAGGUGGACGACGAGGUCCUCAGGAAGGUGUUCACAGAGCUGGACUACAUGGUCACAGUCUGCAGAGACCUGACUGCUGAGGACAUGAAAACUUGCAUCGAGACAUUCCGUAGGCGUUCAGAGCACCGCACAAUGGACAGCUGCGUGGUGUGUCUGCUCUCUCACGGCGUAGAUGGAGCUGUGUAUGGCACAGAUGGUCAGCUCCUGCAGCUGGAGUGGGUGUUGGAGGCGUUUGACAAUGCACACUGCCCGCUGCUGCAGAAUAAACCCAAGAUGUUUUUUGUCCAAGCAUGCAGAGGAGAGGACCUGGACUGCGGAGUAGAGCAGGUAGAUGGGCCAGGAAGGAGUAACUCACCCAGCUGUGAACAGCGGGAUGCUGGGAGAGAAGGUCCAGGGAACGCUGGUUCCAGACAGGGAGGAGACUUGGGGCAGCCAAGGGUUAAACUACCCCAGCGGUCGGACAUGAUCUGCGGCUUUGCCUCUCUCAAAGGUCAGAGGGUUUGCACAGCGGCCAUGCGCAACACCAAGCGAGGAUCCUGGUACAUACAAGAGCUUAACGCCGCCCUGCGCCUCCGUGCCAGAGACACACACUUGGCAGACAUCCUGGUUCAGGUCAACGGGCGGAUAAAAGAGCGUGAGGGUUAUGCCCCCGGCACGCCCCACCACCGUUGCAAAGAGAUGUCCGAGUUCACCAGCUCGUUGUGCAAAGAUCUGUACUUUUUCCCCAAACAGCCCCACUUUUCAUAGUGUACAUGCACCAUUUCUGCCAGUGUGCGCACACAUUCCCUCAUUCCAAGUGUUACUGCCACACACACACGCGCACAUUCCAUCGUUACAAGCACACACACUGGCAUCCAAACAUGUAUUCAUUCACAGUUUCUAUGUAAAUACUGCCUCAGCAAACCUGCACUCAGAGACGUUGCAGGAGAGUAAGGAAGCUUAUGCUAAUCUAAUGCUAAAUGUUCAACAUCUUGGCGUACAAUUCCACUACUGACGCAGCAAAGGUGUUAAUCUCCUUGCAUUGGCGGAAUUUUAAAAUGUGGUUUGUACACAUGUAUUUUUUGUGGUUGUGUUUUUAUAUGAACUUGAUUUCUAAGUAGGUUUUAAUGCCCCUUUUAAUGUGUUUAAGUUGUCCUUGCAGUAUACGGACAGGCAGGGGGCAGUAUUGAGAAAUGAGGUUAGUGCACCCCCCCAAUAUGAACUUCUCUAGCAUUCCGGAAUGCUUUCUACUUUCCAGAUGAUGUACCCUUUAUAUUCAGUUAAAUCCCUCUGACAUGGGUUGACUUGCAGGAAAUAUGUUGUAAAUAUUUGUUUGUUUUUUAAUGUAAAUGUCACUCAUGACAGGGGAAUGUGUGGUGCUACUGUUGGGGCCUUAUACCUACAGUGUGAACUUUGACCUUUAUGCUUGUGCUGACACCUAAUCACGCUUCUCCCCAAGGGGAUGCUACGCAUUUAGCGACAAAUGACACCCACCCACUGUGUUUGUUUUUUUUGUGGUAUUUCACUGUAUGUGAUACAGUGAUGAAUUAACAAGUCUUCCUUAAAAAAUGUUUGUAAGUCUGUCGGUGCACUUAAUGGCCCAGUAUUGAUAAAUGACUGUGGUGGUUUUCUCAGUAUAUUGAACCAUUUAGCCCCCCCAAGUCCAACAUACAGACGGGUAUUUCUCAAUGCUGUGUGUGCAUUGAUGUUUCCCAGAAAAAGCCCCAAAGAGGCAACAUGUGUUUGGUUACAGUGUUGUAGUGGAAGAUAAUACAUGUUGGGAGCAGUAUUGAUCUGUAACCGGAGAGGCUUUUAAGCUGGCGCGGUGCAUGUGUGUGUUUACCCCUCUUGAGUAUUUGUUUUAAUAAUAAGAACAGACAAAAAGUGAGAGCUUGUGAAGGUGAUUUGCUGCCAAACUCUUGUGCAUAGAGGCGGGGUCAAAGGGGAUUUAUUUCUGUCAUCACUGAUGACUGCCACAUCUCCUUUGAAAUAAAGAAGCUAAUGUGUAUCAACAAGAAAAGUGUUUUCUUCUUGUCCUUCAGCUGUGUAUGUGCCCUUAAAGCUGCUCUCUGCACGAAUGUGUGCUCCUCCUCUCUAUUUGAGCCACCUCUUUGCUGUGUUUGUGUGUGUUGUUGCCCACGUUACAGCGUGUCCUCGCCGUGCUCAGGUGUAGUGUGACUGGCCACUCGCUAUUCCGCUGCGCUCAGGUCUCUCCGUGCUCCAGGACGUGUGUCAUUCCCACCGUGCAGUGAUAAUAUUCAUGGUGUAUCAGAUGGAGGCCUAGGCCAGCUGUCCGGAGUCAUUCCCUGUUGACACACACAUGCACAUGCGUAUGCACACAUCGUGGUGGUCGAAGUAAUACAUUUCUCACUGGCCUGCGGUGGAGCUGUGAGAUUAGGCUGUUAUGCACUGGCGUGUGGACCACAAAGCGGGAUGGGGUUAAGGGGGAUCUGCAUGUGUCUGUGUCUUUGUGGUUGUCAUGAUUGCGGCAUAAAUUGUCAGGCUGAGAGGAUGGACCACAGGCCCACACACACAACACAUAGUCAUGCUGAAGGAUGUUUUUGCAGCAGGCCGCAGAGCAUCUUCAGUAGAACCUCAGAGGUUGAACACGAUCUAUUCUGGGAUGCCACAUUUUGAAGCAAUUGUUCCCAUAGUAACUACCAUAAAUGUUCCAAUAAAUGCCUCUGUUGAACUAACCACUAAGUGUAGAGCAUGGUCUACAAAAGCAAAUAACUGCUGGCGUCUCUAAUUGUAACCAGGUCAAAAAAACAUUGGCAUUAACAGCUGUGGCUGUAGGCAAUCUCCUGAUGUAUUUUUUCAAAAUUAACUUCACAGAUGGCAGUAGCUGCAUUUGAAGUAUCAUGAGUGCUCAGCAUCCAGCAGUUGAACAGUAUCUACCUCUGCAUGCACUUUAAAACUUUGGUAUGUGUAGUAAGUAUGUGUAUUAAUGCCGGCUGAGCAGUUUGCUCCUUUCUGCUAUUACAACAUUGUUUGCAUUGCUGCUGUUUUGUGCAACAUACCUGUUAACAAAUGGCAAUGUGCUCAACACUUUCACUUUCUUAUGCACUCCAAAACAUUAAGCAAAAACCUCCCAAAACAAAACGUUACAUAUAGUGAGCAAUUAUCUUCUGUUUCCAGGUAACGGGCUGUCCUCUUUGCUGCUUAGGUAAAUAAACAUCCCUACUUCAAGUAAAGUAUUUACGGUGGAAAUAAUCUCUUUCAGGAUCAAACUGUCGAUAUGAAAUCGUAAUUUUUCCCCACAGGUGUCAUAAGUAUAAAAAGAAGUGUUGAAUCUUUCAACUAGAUGCGGUGGUGUGGAGCAUGCAGUGAGGGAUGACUCAGUUUGCUUGGGAGGUUAGUCUCGUUACAGCAAGACUAAAUGGUAGGGGUGUCACAAGAGCUUGUGAGAUUGAAAUGAUAAAAAGAGCGUAACAUAGUAGAAAUUAAAUUUGUAGAUUGCAAUAUAUAUGUUUUUCAUUGCACUUUUCUUAAAAGUAAUGUUAAACUCUUGCCUCGUCUCGUAGACCCAAUCGCGUGAAUCGUCUGGUCUCAUGGACAGAGUGUCUUGUGACACCCCUACUAAAUACAUUAUGCUCUUUUUCUGUUCUGUUGUAUUAUCGUGUAUUACUUUGUUGCAUCGCGAAUGUUCUGUUUCUGGUUCCGUGGUCGUCAUGUCAUCAUCACACAUUUUCAUCUGUCAUCUCUGGUGACUAGGGGUGUCACAAGAUCUUGCGAGAUAAAACGUGACAAGAUUUCUCGUUUAAAAAAAAAAAAACUGUCUCGUGGGCACCAGGCCCGGGACGACAAUAAAUAAAUUAAUCACACAAUAAAUGAAAAUGAACUUGAUCUUUUUCCCAGCCUCAAUAUAUUUCCAUUUCCAUGUCUGUUUUCCUCGUCUCCUGCCUCCAAACAAGGAGGAAGAGGGUUUGCUGUGUGCAUUGGUUUCAGCACCUUGACGCAUUUGUUCCAUAGAACAACGGCAUGAACAGAGUGAGCCCUUAUGUUGGUCAUACAGU